Messenger RNA from Mirounga angustirostris (Northern elephant seal), 12721 nucleotides. RefSeq names its product phosphatidylinositol glycan anchor biosynthesis class B (gene PIGB). Gene Ontology annotation, molecular function: alpha-1,2-mannosyltransferase activity. Gene Ontology annotation, cellular component: endoplasmic reticulum membrane. Gene Ontology annotation, biological process: GPI anchor biosynthetic process. NCBI's taxonomy places the organism in Eukaryota, Metazoa, Chordata, Mammalia, Carnivora, Phocidae. The transcript has 13 exons. The coding region runs from base 3 to 1565 and encodes 520 amino acids. The record is from RefSeq and is a predicted model, not a curated record.
GGAUGAAGCAAGAGGGCGACGAUGGCCGACUUUUUUUCCGCGGCCUCCAGAACCGCGCCCACGAGAAGAUGAAGCUGCGAAAGAGAAAGUCAACUUUGUACCUCAGUCCCCGGAAGAGCACCGAGCGCCGCGGAGAUCUUCUUGGUGAAAACAUUUAUCUGGUCUUGUUUACCAUAGCAUUACGAAUAUGUAACUGUUUUUUAGUCCAGACAAGUUUUGUUCCAGAUGAAUAUUGGCAGUCUCUUGAAGUUGCACAUCACAUGGUUUUCAAUUAUGGUUAUUUGACCUGGGAAUGGACAGAAAGAUUGAGGGGUUACACUUAUCCCUUAAUCUUUGCAAGCAUUUACAAGAUUCUGCAUCUUUUGGGAAAAGAUAGUGUUCAGCUGCUGAUCUGGAUUCCUAGACUUGCCCAAGCACUUCUGUCUGCUAUGGCAGACAUUAGACUCUACUCAAUAAUGAAGCAACUAGAAAAUCAGCAAAUGGCAAAAUGGGUGUUUUUUUGCCAGUUAUGCUCUUGGUUCACAUGGUAUUGCUGUACCAGAACUCUUACAAACACCAUGGAAACUGUUCUCACUAUAAUUGCUCUUUUCUACUAUCCUUUGGAAGGUUCAAAGUCUGUGAACAGUGUCAAGUACUUGUCCCUGGUGGCACUUGCCUUCAUAAUUCGUCCCACAGCUAUCAUUCCAUGGAUACCUUUGGUCUUCAGACAUUUCUGGCAAGAACAGAAAAAGCUUGAUCUUAUUCUGCAUCAGUUUUUACCUAUAGGAUUUGUCAAUUUGAGUUUGUCUCUUAUAAUUGAUCGUAUUUUUUUUGGUCAAUGGACCCUGGUUCAGUAUAACUUCUUGAAAUUCAACGUGCUUCAGAAUCUGGGAACAUUUUAUGGUUCUCAUCCAUGGCACUGGUACUUCAGUCAAGGAUUUCCAGCUGUUCUGGGGACUCACUUACCCUUCUUUAUUCAUGGCUGCUUUCUGGCCCCAAGGAGGUACCGAAUACUUUUGGUAACUGUGCUAUGGACACUGCUAGUUUAUAGCAUGUUGAGCCACAAAGAAUUCAGGUUUAUCUAUCCAGUUUUACCAUUCUGUAUGGUGUUUUGUGUAACCUGCGCCAACCGCGAUCCAGAAGCAGAUGAUCCCUUUUCUGACCUAUCCUCAGGGUACUCACUAAACCACCUGAAAACGUGGAAGAAACCAGCUCUCAGUUUCCUGUUUUUAUCGAAUAUGCUCCUUGCCCUCUAUACUGGUUUAGUUCAUCAACGGGGUACUCUUGAUGUCAUGACUCAUAUUCAAGAACUCUGUUACAAUAAUCCCAAUAAAUCUCCAGCUUCAGUAUUUAUAAUGAUGCCCUGCCACUCUACUCCUUAUUAUAGCCAUGUCCACUACCCACUUCCAAUGAGAUUUCUCCAAUGUCCCCCAGACCUGACUGGAAAAAGCCAGUACCUUGAUGAAGCAGAUAUAUUCUAUCUGAAUCCCUUAAACUGGCUAGAUAAAGAGUUUCACAGUGAUUCAACAUUGCCUACUCACUUGAUCAUCUUCAGCAUUUUAGAGGAGGGCUAUGGUAAGCAAUAAGAGAAAUACUAUAUGUGAGGUACUCGCAAUGACUCGGACACAGUAAGUAAUCAACAAUUACAGUAUUAUUGUUACUACUGACUCACUAAUCUGCUUUGUACUUGUAUCUGAAUAGUCCUAUAAUUUUAUUGGCUAACAAUUCUUUUUCAUAAAGUUUGUUAGUAGUACAUACCUUAUAAUCUAUAAAAGAUUCUUGUUCCUGUUGACACUGGGAAAGAUAAUCCUUCAUAUCAUUCAAUUCAUCUUCAUGUAUCUUUCUGACUAACUGUUGACGCCUCUGAAUCUGAAUUGUGCCUGAAAAAUGAAAAUUUUUAUUAGGGAUAUAUACACACACACACACACACACAUAUAUAUAUAUAUAUGAGAAAUGUUAUGGUGACCAAUAUUUUAAAACAUAUAAUAAAACACUUAAUCUGUAUAUAUUUAACUGAUUAAUCUGGAUAGGAUCAUUUUAAGGCCAGCAUUUCACAGUUCUAUAAAAACUCUGAUUAUAUAAACAAAAGAUUAAGUAAAAUCUCAUGGUGUCAUUCAUCAAAUGGUGGUGGAUGGAUGUUAAUAUAGAUCAGCCCAAGUAGGUUAAUAUAUAUUUUUUUUUAUUUAGCAUACACCAAGGGACAUUUAAGUAGUUCACUAUCCUUUUGACUAAAACAAGCCAACCUACGUUACUCUUAAAAAAAUUAAAAAAGCUUUUAUUUUUAAUCUUACUAUAUCGAGGGCAGUCAAGUUUGUUGUUUUUGAGAGAUUGUUGCGGUACAUAAAGUGUUGUCUUCAGCAGGGAAAGAAACAAACCAUGGAAUCUAUUGACAGGAUGUAAGUCAAUAAGGAAAAAUAAGAAUGUCUCUUUUUUCUCACUCUAUUUGCCUAGUAAAUGAUGUAACACAGCCCAUAAAGUACAACAAGGAAAAAACUGGCUGUGAUUACUCACUAUUCUCACAGCCAAAUCGUUUAAGAGUUCUGCAUUAGUUAGGUCUGUCCUAGAGUACCAUCACCCCCAUCCCUGCGGUGAUAAAUCUUAAACCAACUAUAGGAUUCCCUAUAUUUUCACCCUAAAAACUAAAAUGUUAAUUUGCCAAGACAUGCUGUUCACGUGCUGCUACAUGCUUCAUGCAUGAGAGAGAGAAAAAAAAAAAACCACACACACACUGAAUCAAAAAUAAAGCAAAAGGCAUUUGGCAACCUUGACCUUAACAUCUACCAAGUGGCAUACUAUUAUUAUUAAGAUGUCACAGGAUUUUGUAAUGAAAGGAUGUAAUGAUAGCUUACUAUUUCUUCCCCUACUGCUAAAAAAAAUUAACUUUCAAUUUCUUCAAUAAUCUUGAAAAACACUAAAGAAAACUUUUGCCAAAUUACAAACAACUGUUACCAGCUAUGAUACUCUUCUGUUAAGGUUCACUUCCUCUCUUUCAAUUUUCCAAUUUAUAAAAGCAUGGCAAAUUUGUCUCAAUAUUACUCAAAAGAAUCUCAGAUUUUUUUAAGUGUUGAAAACUCAUUUUCAGUUCCCAGAAUAACAGAAAACCUCUUUUUUUUCAAACUGCUGACAGGAUGAAUUCCUUUACCCCUUGGAAAAUAACCUAAAAGUAUGUGUUGAGAUCUGAAUUUGCAGUACUAUCACAUAACAUAUAUUGGCUAUGUGGCCUUUAUCUAAUAACUAUUGGGGCUUUUUUCCCUACAUCUUUAGCUGCCUAACUACAAAGUGUUACCACCCAAGGUACAAUCUUUGGCCUUCUUGUCAUGUCUACAGAUCUGCCUAUCUUAAUCAUAAAAACCCAGUUUUUGUUACCACUGCUCUAAGAUUUCUCUUCUGAGUCCAAUCUUACCAGAGCUUCCGGCCAAUACAUCCACCUGCCUGUUUGGGCACAAUUUUGGGGGAGGCUUCAUGAAAAAAAUCGAACCUUAACACCUGCCCUAAACCAUUCUAGAAUAAAGUUGGAUAAAAACAAACCAAACUGUGCUCACCAUCUAUUUAUCAUCUAGCAAAACUUUCCUAGAAACACCCCCAAUUCCAAAAAUAAAGCAGCUAGCAUACUUCUUGGAAUUUAAAAAGUAAACCACCGAUAUCGUAAGUAUCCUGGCUCAAAGUUAUGUUUUCCAUUAUUACUUCAGUGUCCCUUAUUUCACUAACCUUCUCUCCAUCCCCAUCUUCACUAUAAUUGUAAACGCCUGAUCACCAAAUAGUAGGAUUACAUACCCUCUUAACUGUCUUAAUUUUUCCCAUACCAUAUGCCUCCUUGCUCUUUUCCUCUAAAAUUACCGUGAGGUUACUCUAUAAAUCAAACUCUUACCCAGAUUCCAAGAUGUUUUACAACAUAACACCAGCCCACGCACUCGAACGUUUUACUCCACUAUUUCUAAUUUAUCUACUCUGCUGUAGUCCAGUUUUCUCCUUGCUCCCAAACCCAGCAAAGUUUACUUUCAGGUUGUCAGGUUCUCCAUUGCUGGAAUGCUCCACUUUCCUUCUGCCUAGCAUAAGCGUAAGACCAGACCCUGCUCAAAUCCUACCACCUCCAGGAUGACUCAGUAAGUAUAGUUUUUGAGCUAUGAUUCUUUUCUGUGCUACAUAACUCAGCACUGUAGAUACAUUCUGUUACAGUGUCUGAAGAGCAGGGUAGCCUAUCAAUACUUAAAGUAACUCCAUGAGAAAAUUGAAUCAACUGAACUCCACUGUUGAUUUAGAAUAUGGAUAGCCUACAAUGUAAAGAAAGCAUCAGGAAGACAGGUGCUUCAUACAUGAAGAUUUUUUUAACUUUUGUACCUGAAGCAGUACCAAAUACCUGUAGUAAUCUGUUUUACUACCCUCAAUCCUAAUUUUCCCCUCCUUCUGGAAUAGAUCUAAUUCUCCAAAUUUAUAAAGAGCUGAGGUUGGCGAAUGUUCUGAGUAAUUCAUUUAAAUAGUAUGUUUUUGUUAAAUAAUUAGUAAGCAAACGAUUGAUUAUGGAGUAUGCAGUGACUAACUUCAUGGUGCAUGAGAAAUUCAAACUGGCUCUGAAAUCAAUUCAAAGGAGCUCUUAAAGUGUUGAUAUCAGUGCCAGAAUUAAGACAAAAACAUGAUGUCCUUUAAACAGUGCCCUUGAAAAACUAACAGUUUUUAUAUGUUCACUGAGCCAAUCUCAUCACCAUGCAAAACUAUUACAUAUUACCCAGGCUUUUCAUAUUCUGAAAAGAUAUCAUUAAAGUAAAUUUUACAAGUAACCAAAAUCUUAAAUAGAGCAGCAAUUUCUCAAUUUUGAGAGCACUCCUCUCUACAUUGUUCUACAAAAUACUUAAAGGUCAUGCAAUUGAUGGGGUUUUAAUGCAAUCUGGAUCAACAUUAAAUCACUGUCCAAUUUUUUUAAUAAGAAAAAAAGAUUAAGAUAAGACCUUCUCCUUUGUUACUUCCAUGUUUACCUGUGGGGAAAAAGAUCACUCUCAAAAAUACAUUCAUACAUUUGUUCCAGCUAGAUAAUAAACAAAAGUAAGCAUAUUACUUCAAGUCAAAUCUCAUUACAAUAAACUUCAAGGGAGGAUACAAAUUAUAGUAUCUCAGCAUUAAAGUCAAGCAGGCAUCCACCAGGAGUCUAAAAGCUCAUUUUUAUCAAUAUAAAGUUAAAUAAGAAGAAACACAUUUUACUGACUCUGACUUUAAACAAGUAUUGAAUGUCUUGUUUAUUCUAACAUUACACUAUGUAUGCUUUUAAUGUAUCUUUUCCAUAUAUUAACAAAGCGUACAUGUAACUCUUCAAUUUUUGCAUAAGGAAGACAUUGUUGAAAGGGGGAACUAGCAAAACAGGAAUAUUCCAAAAGUUAAAUUGUGGAUCCUAUCAGCAAAAACCUAGAAGUACUUCAUGUACGGCAAAUUGAAAUUUGUAAAGUUGACAAGAUCUAAAACGUUUAAGUGUUUUUUCAAAAUUCUAAUACAGAGUGUGUGAAUGAGUGUGAAAUGUUCAGUUCUCAAACAGUCUAAUCUUUGUACAAACAGACAUGUUAAAUAAGACUCCUCCCCAGUGAAAAAUUACACCACAUGGAAUUCCUUCCUCUUUUCAUCUAAGACACUUUUAAAAGGCUUUGCAUUAAAGAUAAUAUACAUAAAUACUAGUAAGGAUAAUAACAAGCAAAGUUUAGGGGCACCUGGGUGGCUCAGUCAUUAAGCGUCUGCCUUCAGCUCAGGUCAUGAUCUUGGGGUCCUGGCAUGGGGCUCCCUGCUCAGCAGGGAGCCUGCUUCUCCCUCUCCCUCUGCCCCUCCCUGCUGCUUGUGUGCUCUCACUCUGCUCUCUCUCUCUCAAAUAAACAAAAUCUUUAAAAAAAUUAAAAAAUAAACAAACAUGCAUGCUAAAAAUCCCUACAUUUCUUAAAUACCACCUAACCUAAGGGAAAACAGCUUUGUGAGAUAGGUAGCACUAUCCCCAUUUUCCAAAUGAGAAACCUGAGGCUCAAAUAGAUUGCAAGCUUUCCAAGGACAUAUAUUUAAUGAUGACACUAAAAACAGAUCCCAGAAUUCCUCUCUUAGCCAAGUGCCCAUACACACCAUUUGUUUACAUGUAACAAAUUUUCAAACACUUACCAUAGAAAUGUCCAAAUCCCAUGCUGAUUGCAAUCACCAAAGCAAGUAUAACACACUUAUUGAGACCACUGCUGAACUGGCGUUUACACAACUCCUUAGAGGGUUCAGUUUCUUGUUCGGGGAGUAGCCGUUCCUCAGAUUCUGAACUAGAGACAGUCUUCUUCCUAGCGCGGCGGCGUCUAAAAGCAGGACUAGGCUGAUGACUGGUUUCAUCACUACUUGAUUCAUCGUCGCUAGGCUGGGAUGAAAAUACUAUUUUAAAAAGAAAAAUGUAAAUAUUAAAAAUUUUAGAAUAGCUUUUCCAAUAAAUAUGAUUUAGAAUAAUCAAUGCCAUCCCUACAUGCCCUUUUACAUAAGACAGCCAAAAACAAAAACAAAACAACACAAAUAAAAACUCAAGUUUUCAAGUUUAUCAACAUAAAGCCAAAACAUAAAAGAUUUCAAUUGUGAUACAUAAGAAUCUAUUAAUCAUAUUCUGUGCCUUUGAGGGUCUAGCUGGUUUUAUUUUUUAAACUUCUCUUAUAGUUUACACUGUUAGAACAAUCAUUCUCAUAGCCUAUUAAAUUUCUUUGCUAUUACAGCCAUAAACAGAUACUGUUUCUGGAAAGAAAAAAAAAAACUCUCUUCAUUCAAUUUCAAAUAGACAUCAUUUAAGCUCAGCUGUUUAAGGAACACAGGGAGGUAUACGAAAAGUUCCUGUGACUUACAAAGUACAGUAACUACCAAAAGUUUUCUUGGGUGUAUCUGGACCCUAGUUUCAUUUCCAUCCUUUAUGAGUCCACAAUCAACAUUCACAGCACUACAGUUUAACACAGGUUUCCAGAAGUCAGAUGAGCCCUUCCCUUCGACUGCCACUCUUACUAGAAGGUUAUGAAUUUUACCCUCUAGUAAAUAUGUCAGCAUGAGGAAGUGACACAACAGCUAUCUCCGAUAGUAAGGACUAGUCUGGUGCUGCUCCUUUAUGAAAAGAACAGUAAACAACAACAAAAUCCAUAAGAAAUCUUAAGUCCUGGUAAUAUAUCCACUAACAAAAUCACUUUCAGUUUUCUUCAAAUGUAGAACUUGUUAACACUGUUCCAUCAAUCAAUAAACUACAUGUUGACACCGAAAGUUAGAUGGCUCAGUAAUAAUUUCCACAGGCCAGUUAGAAGGACAAAAAAAAAAAAGCAAGCACCAACAGUAAAAUGUGAACCUCAAUUUGAAACAAAGAGCUCCCAAUAACAAACAUACAUGCUUCAGAAAAGCAAAACAGUUCUUCAGACGACAGGCUAUCCAUGCCACAGGAAAGCUGGUGACUUGGGGCAGCCAGUACUUUUUAAAGAUGGGCCACAGAGGAUUCAGUUAACUUUCACACCGACAACAACACACACAAAGACAAAAAGAACUACUGAAUGAAGGAAUAUUCCUAAUAUUUAGUGAUACAGAUGCCACUGAAAGAUCUUUUGGUCAUGACCCUUAUGCCCAUCAUGUUUAUCUGGUUAUUCUUGAUCACUAGUUUUUCCCAGAUGCCGUCGCCUCAGCUGUGAGGUUACAUUUCUUGGACAAAGAGAAAGAAAGGAAGACUUAAACAAAGCAUUACAUAAUACAAAGGCAUUCAAGAUCAUGGCUGGAGUAUUUAAGAUGGGUAAAUGUAAAAACAAACCAUUUGUCAAAACUCCUUAAAUAAAUUUAAUUCUACGUUAGCAUACUGCCUUCAUUAUGAUUCUAAGUAAACAAGCCAGCCUAAUCCAUAUUAAUAAAUUCAUAUCCUUAUCUAAUGCUUCCGUCUUUUUUAACCCAUACAUCCAACAGCUAAAAUAUUCUGAGUUCUAAAUUUCUUUCAAAGCUUAAUUUGGCCCAUAGUCCAAGAUGCAGGCAAGGCAAAGGCAUGCAAUAAGCUUAACCGGCUUUAUUACAAGAUCAAUUUGAACACCAGUUUAGAGUAUCACAGAUGACAACAGUUAUCUUUAAAGCACUAAGUAAAUAGUAAAUGUGACUCGGCACACUCAGCUCUAGAAAAGCUGAUCGGAUUUAGUCACACCACCUUGGAAAGCGAGUUGGCUAGGAACAUGGGGUUUCAGCUGAUCAUCCCAUCCCCUUAUGCAUUCAGGAAUCUUCCACAGCUUCUCCCACCACCUUUCUUUUGUGAAUAAACAGGAAAAAAAGAUGUAUAAAGCUUUAUUAUAAAGAUUAAAAAGGAAAAAGAGAACUGAAAAUACUUAUUUUAAUUAUCACUGAACAUUGUUAUUUGUGUUCCAUCAAAAUUGAACAAUCACGCCUUUAAAAAAAAAACACAUAUGCAAUACAAACUUUUCCACGACUACCAACUUUGCUUUCUUGGGGGAGAGUCCAGUACGGGGGCAGUGGAUAGCUUCCUUAAAUGAACAAAGAGUAUAUUGCCACAAGAAUCUAAUUUAGAAGAAGAAAAAACUUGAAAUCCUACAGAGAUAGAGAAGAAAGGAAAGGAAAAAUCAAAAACCCAGGCAAUGGGUAGUAGGGGAUUAACAAACCAAAAAAAUAGAUGAGAGAGAAUGAAGACUCUUGACAACUGAUUUAUAUAUUUUCAAUUUUUUAAAAUUAUUUUAUGUAACACUUUCUUUACUGAAAUAAUUCAUUUCUUCAGGACAGAUAGCAAUGGAUAAAGAUACUCCUAGUAAUAUUUCCCUUAACUGAAACUGUAAAAUCCCCAAGAAGUCCAAGUUCAGAAAGGAGAUAAAAACCAGAAUAAUGAGCUCUGAAGUGUCCAAGUCCCUGAAAAAAUUAAGUUUGUAGGAUCAAUUUCUUAAAUGUCUGCUUGGACCCUUCUGCAAUACUCCUGCUUCAAUGUGACUACUUUUUCUGGCCCAUGAAUAUUCUCAAAUUAAACCAGCAUCUAUAGUCUUCCAAAAAAAUAAAGGAAAGAAAGAAGACUACUUGAAUACAGCGUGACUCCUGGAUUUAAACAAAUAAAAUAAAAUCUGAUAAACAAAAAAGAUUCUAAGUCAAUUCAUUAGUCCUCGUAAUAAAUAUACUAUGUAAACCAUUCUGGCAAAGUCUGACCACUAAGAAUGCCAGAUGAGUAUUUAAAUAUUUGAAUAAAGUGUUUUUAAGCUCCUGUUUAUAGGAAAUCUGAUAUACUAAUUGAAAAUAACUUGCCAUUAAAUGAGAUAGCUAAAUAUCUCUACUUGACAUUUUAUUAGCAUGAAGUGGAAUAACAGAAAUUCCAUUGUCUGAUUCUAGCAAAUGUAAAUAUUAAAGAAUGGUAAACUCUAAGAAAAUGACCUGAAAUAAACACAUCCUUAUUUUUGCAUCAAAUUAGGAACUUUUGGAAUCACUAGCAGUGUUCCAACUUGUCUUUCUCCCAAUUCAUCCCUGAGUUACAAGGGUUGGUUAAAAACUGUGAGUUAAUGAUAGUUUUGAUUCUUUUAUUUCCCAGUAACUUUGUGUGUAAAUAUUUAUGUCCACCUUGAAAGAUGUUAUAUACAUCCCUCAAGCUGAGUCAAAGAAAUAUAGAAAGGAAUUAUCUCAGGAACUCACAUUUUAACCUCCAAAUCACUGUCUGAACAGUAGGCAUUAAGUGCGUUAAUAACAUGACUUAAAAUAGACACACUUUCAUAACUCAAUCUAAAAUGAAAGAUACAAAGGUCAGGGGCUUUGGGAUACUGACGUACUGCCAGCUCUUUGAACUCUGUUUAGCACAUAAGUAGCAUUCAAUAAAUGUUUGUUAAAUGAUUAAUAGUUGAAAGGAUCUUUUUUUUUUUUUAAGAUUUUUAUUUAUUUGCGCGAGAGAGAAUGAGAGACAGAGAGCAUGAGAGGGAGGAGGGUCAGAGGGAGAAGCAGACUCCCUGCUGAGCAGGGAGCCCAAUGAGGGACUCAAUCCCGGGACUCCAGGAUCAUGACCUGAGCCGAAGGCAGUCGCUCAACCAACUGAGCCACCCAGGUGCCCCAACAGUUGAAAGGAUCUAACAGACUUCAAUAAGAAGCUUCUUUCACAAUUUCUAGAAUAUAAAAUUUGUACCAUUUUAAGUAGAAAUCUUAACUUUCUCCUGCUUUUAGUUAUAAUGGCUCAAUCUUCCACCCUUAAAUAUCUAAAAUAUAUCAAAUGCAUUUCAGACUGUUUCAGGUAAUAACAAAGCUCCUUGAAGAUACUUUUUCAUUGUUUACUUAAUAAAAGAUGGUAUUUAUUGUUAUAGCAAUUCUGCUCUAGGACCUACAAUCUAAGAAAACACUAGAUAGAACAGUAGAUUUUACAAAAAAUCUCAAAUAUAUUUAAAACUUGGCCAUUUUAUAAAACGUGGUCAUAGGAGACCUUGAGUCUCUAUCAGUGUAUUCUUUACACAGCUCUUACCAGUUUCUGGCUGACAGAAUGUAUAUUGGCUGCUGGAAGAAGAGCCCAUGUUAAAGUCUUCUGGACUCUGUGCUUCUUCAACAAUUAGAGCUUCUGGAUUUCCAAUUUCUUCUAACUUAGGUGGCUCAAGGGUAACAAUAUCAGAAUCAUCACUGACAGUCCCAAAAUAGACAUUGUCUUCAGAUGACUUUUCUUCUCUCUGAGGAAUAAUUUUAAAGACAGUAAAUUUAACAAUUAUUUAAGAGCCUUGUAUUUUCUAUUUAUUUAGCUCAAAGUAUACAACAGUACUUAAGUAGUAUGGUAAUUUCGGCUUAAAAUAAAAGAUAGAGGAGUCCUGCCCAAAAGACAAAGAUUACAACAGCAGGCUCAUCUUUUAGUUUGAAAACACCAUCAAACCCCUUGGCGAUUCUCUCAGAAUUAGAUCAAACUAAUCCUUGUAGGCAUUAGAUCAAUGUGCCUAAUCAUUGUAGGCUACAAAAGCUGACAAACUCACCUUUAAAAACUAAGGACAACAGAAAAAGAGAGGAUUCAUUUCUCACUAAUUCCACGGGUUUAUUUGAGCCUAACUCUGUAGUCAGGAAGCCCAUAAGACUGAUUACAAAUUUCUCUGGUUAUGUAAGUAAUAAACUUCGAUAGCUAUGCCAUGUAAAAAUCACCUAAUCUAGUUUUAUCCAAAAGUCAAGUAAAACAUCAAAAAAGAAGAUUUAGUUUGUUCUCAAAUUUAAAAACGAAUCUUCCUUUUUAGAUAAACCCUAAUAAUUUCUCAAUAUAAUUCAAGAAUGCAAUCUAUUUCCCCAAAAAAAUUUUAUUAGAGAGUAAAUGAAUAGAAAUUACUUUUGUAAUUACUUUGGUAAAUUAAAAGACAUCUCACUUAAGAGUUUGUAAGACAGACACUAACUCUAAUCAUAAAAGUGACCAAUCUGUGGAAUCAAAAUUUUUAAUAAAAGUUGUUUAUAAUUCAAAGAGAAAAAAAAUGCACAACUAGAAAUGGAAGCUUUAAUUAUUCCUUAGUAUUCACUAAGGAAUAUUCCUUAUCGUAUAUGCACAGAGUACAACACAAGUUUACCUCAAGGGCUGACUUCGUUUCCUCCAAAGCUGGAUAAGCAGUUUCUCCCAUUAACACUGUGUCAUUCUGGCUACUCUCUGAUAUAAAGCAAAGAUCAAGUCAAUCAAUUACACUCAACUGAGUUUUUGUAGUCCACACAGAUUAAAAUCUGAAUACAUAAAAUCUAGUCCUAAUUUUUUAAAGUGGAUUUAAUUAAAUGUCACAUACACUACCACUGCUAAAAAGUUCUCUGGUAAUUGAUUUAUAUAUAGUAUUUUCAACAUAAUCCAAAAUGUCUUUUUUUUUAAUUAUUUUAUAUAACACUUUCUUUACUGAAAUAAUUCAUUCCUUCAGUAGAGAUAGCAAUAGAUAAAAAUACUCCUAGGAAAAUAUUUCUCUUAACUGAAACUGCAAACCGUUGCUAAAAAGAUCUCCAUAUUUCAAAUAUAAUUAUUUGAAAUUGUCAGAGGAUAAUUUCAGAUACUGAAUUCAUUUAGUAUCUACUAAAAAAAAACAUAUAAAUCUCUAAGUAAACAUAAUCUCUACUUUACAAUACGAAAGUCCUGAAUCCAGGGUGUCUGUAAAAACCUGUUAAUAUGGAAAACCAAUUUUCAGACAUCUGAUGGUACAUUUCCUGAAUUUCUAAAAGUAGCACUAUUCUAAUGACUAGUAACACAAGAAUCAAAACUAUAGCUUCAAAUUAUGAAUUCUUUGCAAUAAAAAGGACUAUAUAAAACAAGGAUUCAAAAGAACACAGAAAAACAAGAAAAUAUCACUAUAGCAGAUAUAUUUUAUAAGAAACUCCUCAAAGAAAAAAAUGUACAAAAAAACUAGAGGUCAUAAAAUUAUAUUUUUAAUGAAAAAUGCUAUAAAAUUGAAAUUAAAAAUAUUAAAACAAUAUGAUAAACAUAAAUUUUAUGCAUAGCAAAGAGCACACACCAAAUGCUAAUAGCAGUUACUGCCAGGUAAAAAGAACUAAAGGUGACUUAAAAUUUUUUUUGCUCAUCAUUUUUCCUGUCAUGAAUGUGUAUUUUUCUCAUAUAAUUGAGCCCCUCCAAAAAAACAGAAGAAAAAAAAAAAGAAAAACUACCCCAUUUGUACGUGUUACAAAGCCCCUAACAGCAUAUUAAUCUGAAAUUAAGACUCUUUAACAAAGAUGGACUUGGGUCCAAGGACUCCCAAGGAAGUGUGGAAGUAAUUUUACAUAUGUGAGUAUGUGCAUUUCUUGGGAGAAAUCAUCCACAGCUUUCAGAUUCUCAAGGAGAUCU